Symbiodinium necroappetens is the source of this 1797-nucleotide messenger RNA. The record is from the annotation of a GenBank genome assembly. NCBI's taxonomy places the organism in Eukaryota, Dinophyceae, Suessiales, Symbiodiniaceae.
AUGGCAGCCGAGCCUGAUGGAGGCACUCCGGCGCUUACGAAGGUCCGGGAUUUCCUGAUCUCGACUUGUGGAUCUGUUCUGAAAGCCUGGCUGGCUUACUUCGAUGUGGACCUGGACUACAGGGUCUCCAAGAUCGAGUUUGCCGAUGGCAUGCGGAACCUCGGGUACACGGCCGGGGAGCUCCACAAGCUGUUUGCCGAGAUAGAUGCCGAUGGCUCCGGCGAGAUUGUGCUGGAUGAGCUGGAUGAGGAGCAGGCCAUGCUGUGGAACACCUUCCGCUCGUGGGCCGUUCAGAAUUUCGUGAGCGUAGAGGACAUGAUGCUCAGCUUGACGGAGGAUGAAAGCACAACAAAUCUUUCCACGAAGGACUUGGAAUGCGUUUCGCAGGAAGGCUUCUGCAAGAGGCUUCCAGAGCUCAACUGGAAGGCCGGGCAAGAAGAGCUUCUCUUCUCAGUCUUAGACUUCGACGGGGACGGCCUUCUCAGACCGAGCUGCUUCCGUUGGUUGGGAAUUGAGCUGAAGCGACUUCAGCGGAAGCGCGCGGCUAAAGCCAGUGCAGUCAAGAAGAAGCCUUCCGGACUGCAGCAAAGCGCAUUGGAGCAAGAGUUGCACGAGUUCAAAGAAGAUCUCCGAAGAAGGUUCGGUGGCGGCAACCUGACUAGGGCAUGGCGCCUGAGUCUGUCUGACACGAGCGUCCUUCCCAGGACGCGCUUCCUGAAGGCAUGUGCCAAGAUGGGAUAUGCCAAGAAAGGAAAAGACCUAUGGAAGAUGAUGGACAAGACCGGGAGUGGCUUUGCCUCCGUAGAUGAGAUUGACCCGAGAACGGCGCAGGUUGUGGCUCACUUCAAGAAGUUCUUGGAUGAGCGCUUCGAAGACUACCAUGCUGCCUUCGAAGAGUUAGAUCUUGAUGGCACGCGGAAGAUUCGGCUGCGACAGUUCCAACAAGGGCUGCAGAAGCUUGGGUUCCCUUUCCACACGCAGGCGGCGACGCUUUUUGCUGUCCUAGAUCUGGAUUGUAAUCACGUCAUCGAUGAGGAUGACUUGCACUUCCUGGAGAAAUGGAGCCCUCUACCCUUCCUCACGGCAACUCCCAACCUGAAUGCGAAAGACGGAGUCAAGAAGCUCCUUUUACAUCGCUACCACCGUCCCGUGAAAGUCUGGCGGCAGCUUCUGGAUCGGGAUGGCAGCAACCGAUGUAACUGGCAUGAGUUCCUCUUCGCCUGCAAGGCCUGCGGAUUUCAUGGUGACAUCCCUGGAGCGUGGCGUGCACUGGACGCAGAUCUUAUUGGGUACAUUACCUUGAAAGAGCUGGACGAAGACAGCUACAACACGCUCAUGGAAUUCAGGACCUGGGCAUUGGACGAGUUUGGUUCGGCAAAGGGUGCCUUUACCGUCUUCGACCGUGAUGGAUCCAAUACUUUGACAUUCCAGGAGUUCCGGGCGGCCUGCAAGAUCUAUGGCUAUGAGGGCCAUGCGAAGGGUCUCUUCUCGGCCUUGGAUGUGACAGCCGAGGGCACGCUGUCCUUGAAAGAGGUUGCCUUCCUGGAUGACUGGCGAGAGGACCCGGAGGCGGUAAAGAAGGCUCGAAAUGCCAUUGCGGGCUAUCUUCUGUCUCCCAUCAGCCAGCGCUCUGAGGGUGCGAGACGAGGAGGAUUGGUUGCAGGCUUCCAAAACGUGAAGGAGAUGCAACGGAAGUUGUUAGAUAUGGAGCGUGCCAAAGAAGCUGCGAUGCAGUGGCAUUCACCGGUGGCAAAGCCGAUGGAGCUUGUGGACCUUUGCAGGAGACAUCCGUAUUGA